Messenger RNA from Notolabrus celidotus (New Zealand spotty), 4305 nucleotides. RefSeq names its product K(lysine) acetyltransferase 2A (gene kat2a). Gene Ontology annotation, molecular function: protein binding; histone H3 acetyltransferase activity. Bases 52 to 2445 code for a protein of 797 amino acids. Gene Ontology annotation, biological process: chromatin remodeling; positive regulation of transcription by RNA polymerase II. Gene Ontology annotation, cellular component: histone acetyltransferase complex; nucleus. The transcript has 18 exons. The record is from RefSeq and is a predicted model, not a curated record. NCBI's taxonomy places the organism in Eukaryota, Metazoa, Chordata, Actinopteri, Labriformes, Labridae.
GGCAGCUCCUCCUCAGUACGAGGAGUGGAAGAAGAGCCGAGCAGCGUGGAUAUGUCGGACCCGGCGGCGCAGGCCUUGCAACCCCGGCUUCUCCAAGCCCAGUCAGCUGGGUCAGCUGGGUCCAGUACUGCCGCGACAGGCUCUGGGUCCGGGAGCAGUGACCCGGCGAGACCGGGACUGAGCCAGCAACAGCGUGCAAGCCAGAAGAAAGCCCAAGUCCGAGCUUUCCCACGGGCGAAAAAGCUCGAGAAACUUGGCGUCUUCUCCGCAUGCAAGGCAAGUGAUACAUGCAAGUGCAAUGGGUGGAAAAAUCCCAAUCCACCGUCAGCCACACGGAUGGACCUGCAGCAGCAAGCAGCCAGCCUGAGUGAGCCCUGCCGCAGCUGUGGACAUGCUCUGGCUGAUCAUGUGUCCCAUCUGGAGAAUGUGUCUGAGGAGGAGAUUAACAGGCUGCUGGGGAUGGUGGUGGAUGUGGAGAACCUGUUUAUGUCCGUGCACAAAGAGGAGGACACUGACACCAAACAGGUCUACUUCUACCUUUUCAAGUUGCUGAGGAAAUGCAUCCUGCAGAUGAGCCAGCCGGUUGUUGAGGGAUCUCUUGGGAGUCCACCGUUUGAAAAGCCCAACAUUGAGCAGGGAGUUUUAAAUUUUGUUCAGUAUAAGUUCAGCCACCUGGCACCAAAGGAAAGGCAGACCAUGUUCGAGCUGUCAAAGAUGUUCCUCUUGUGCCUAAACUACUGGAAGCUGGAGACGCCGACACAGUAUCGCCAGCGCACCCAGAAAGACGAUGGAACGGCAUACAAGGUUGACUACACCAGGUGGCUUUGCUACUGCCACGUCCCUCAGAGUAACGACAGCCUCCCGCGCUACGAGACCACUCAGGUGUUCGGCCGCAGUUUGCUCAAGUCCAUCUUCACUGUGACACGUCGACAGCUGCUGGAGAAGUUCAGGGUGGAGAAGGACAAACUGCUACCAGAGAAACGCACACUCAUCCUCACACACUUCCCCAAGUUCUUGUCCAUGCUGGAGGAGGAAAUCUACGGCGAUAAUUCACCCAUCUGGGAGGCUGACUUCACCAUGCCAGCCUCUGACGGCACACAGCUGGGGCAUCAGACAGUGAUCAGUCCGGCUGCAGUGUCCGGCUCUCCUGCACUGCCAAAGGGUCUGAGCAGUAUCUCCUCUCUGAGCAGCAUGGAUGCUACAGGAGCAGAACCCAUCACAGGAGAGAAACGUAAACUCCCUGACGCCCUCACCUUGGAGGACGCUAAGAGGAUCCGUGUGAUGGGGGACAUUCCCAUGGAGCUGGUCAAUGAAGUCAUGAUGACAAUCACUGACCCUGCUGCCAUGCUGGGACCAGAGACUAAUCUGCUGACGCCUAACGCUGCCCGCGAUGAGACUGCCAGGCUGGAGGAGAGGCGGGGCAUCAUAGAGUUCCAUGUGAUCGGAAACUCACUUUCCCAGAAGUCCAACAAGAAGAUUCUGAUGUGGCUGGUCGGCCUGCAGAAUGUCUUCUCUCAUCAGUUACCUCGCAUGCCCAAAGAGUACAUCACCAGGCUGGUGUUUGACCCGAAGCACAAGACCCUCGCUCUUAUCAAGGACGGCCGUGUCAUCGGUGGCAUUUGUUUUAGGAUGUUUCCCACUCAGGGCUUCACUGAGAUUGUCUUCUGUGCCGUCACAUCCAAUGAGCAAGUUAAGGGCUACGGUACCCACCUGAUGAACCACCUGAAAGAGUACCACAUCAAACACAACAUCCUCUAUUUCCUCACGUAUGCUGAUGAGUACGCCAUUGGCUACUUCAAGAAACAGGGCUUUUCCAAAGACAUCAAAGUGCCGAAGAGUCGAUACCUGGGAUACAUCAAAGACUAUGAGGGAGCGACCCUCAUGGAGUGUGAGCUGAACCCCAGAAUCCCUUACACUGAGCUCUCCCAUAUCAUUAAAAGACAGAAGGAGAUUAUCAAGAAGCUGAUUGAGAGGAAGCAGAGCCAGAUCAGGAAGGUGUACCCGGGUCUCACCUGCUUCAAAGAGGGAGUGCGGCAGAUCCCAGUGGAGAGCAUCCCGGGCAUAAGAGAGACGGGCUGGAAACCCAGUAGCAAAGACAAAGGGAAAGAGGUGAAGGAUCCUGAUGUGUUAUAUAACAUGUUAAAGAAUCUCCUAGCCCAGAUAAAGACUCAUCCUGAUGCCUGGCCCUUCAUGGAACCUGUGAAAAAAUCAGAGGCUCCAGAUUACUACGAGAUCAUCCGCUUUCCCAUCGACCUGAAGACCAUGACGGAGAGACUUAAGAACAGAUACUAUGUGACCAAGAAGCUUUUCAUUGCCGACCUGCAGCGGAUCAUCAGCAACUGCCGCGAGUACAACCCUCCAGACAGCGAGUACUGCAAGUGCGCCAACACCUUGGAGAAGUUCUUCUACUUCAAAUUAAAAGACGGAGGCUUGAUCGAGAAAUGAACUCUUCUGUUUGAUGAAUGCAGAGUAACUUUGACAGCAGAGAUGCACCGAGGGGAGCAAAUCACGAGGAGGACAUUUCUAGCUGUUGUCAUAUCUGAGUUAAUAGAGGGGAUACGUACACAACUGACAAACUGUACAGGGGAGUUAUUGGACUGGAACAAAUCUAACUUAAUGUGGUUGUUUGAAAAUAUCAGAGCCAGUUGAGCGUUACAAAGUGUCAAAAUGGCAUUAGCUUUCCCCUUAUAGUCAUCUUCAGCCAUUUUCUAUUGUGUAGUACUCACAGUGUGUUAAUAAUCUGCAUCAACACGUUUCAUUAAGUGUACCAAAGGUAAAGGUCCAAAUCACAACAAUGCCACGCUUUUCCACUCUUACUUAGAAUAUGGUCGACCUGGUUUUGUCACAUUAUCGCCGUUUAUUCAUUCCAAUGUCCCAUUCAUCACACGAGAUGUGUGUGUGUGUGUGUAGUGUAGAGAUGCUUUCAUAGAAACUGGACCUCGGGACCUAAAGCCACGUUGCCUUCUGUUACUGACACACUUGAACAUCCCAGCCAUCUUCAUGGGUUUUAAGAGAAAUAGUGUGCGUGGGUGGAAGUUCUUAAAACACUUAGACACUAGAUGGAUAAUCCAAUAUUAUUUAAGUAGUCUUGAAAUAGUGAAACCAUAUGUUUGGUUAAAAAUGAAUCUAAUACAAUUGCUGAAACUGUUUAUUUAAGUGAGAUGAACGUUGGCUGGUUAUAGCUCUUAAGAAGUCAUGACUUGUUGCUGUUUGUUUUCAUUCCAGUGUAUAUUCAGUAUCUUUGAAUAUCAAUUAUUACUUUUGGGUCAAAAAAAGUAAUAACUGAUCAUUUGGACUUGAGAAGCAUUAUUUACAAUAUUCUUUCUCAGACUGUCUGAUAACAAGACUCCUUUGUUGCAGCCUCACUCUGGGCUCAUUUAAGACUCUGCUUGUGAUGGACUGGGCAUUCACUUCUUUUAGCACUUGUGUGCUAAACAAAACAACAUCCCCAAUCGCUGCCUUCAAGAAAAUACUGUCGAUGUAGAGUUGACAACACUUCAUUCAUACACUUCAGUUUGUACACCGUUUUCCACAAGCAGGGUUUUACUCCACACAUUUAGAGGUUACACAGUAGAGACGCUUUUACAAUGUCACAGGUGGUACUGUAUUUGUCAGCAUUGAUUUGUUUUCUUUCUGGACUCUGUGGUAUAGUCACUUCCACAGGUUGCAAUGUUGUCACAGGUUUACCGGGUAGUUUGUGUUGAUGAAACGUUAACAUGGAGAGGGACAUGCUUGAAGUACGCUCCUCAAAGUGAGUCAGAGAACUCUGGUUAAUUUAAAGCAACACACACAGGCUGUGGUAGACAUUAAUGCAUGGCGAGCAGUUUACAAAUGAAACAUGUUCAACCUUUAGUCUCUCUUGUUGCAGUUUUUUUACAGUGCUAUAAACAUUGUAACGAAAACAUCUCUGUUCAGCUGUUGUUGUCAAAUAGAGUGCUUCCUGAGACGCAGGGAGAACCUGUCCCAUGCUGGUUGAGUCUGCUUGUUGAAUGUCCCAUUGACUUUUGUAUGUGUGUGUCUGUGUGUGUGUGUGAGACUGUGUUUAUUUUGUACUUGAAUCAUGACUAGCUUUGAACUAAAGAAGUGAUGUCAGUGUUGCAUUAUUCAGGGUUGUCGAUAGCAUACUUGUCCCUCAGUCUACCUAUGCUGCAUUUCAGAUUUUCUAAAACAAAAAAAAAGGUCAGUCUGAGUGAACUUUCUGCCUGUGGGAGGACGGCUCUCUAGUUAUAAAUACCAUUUACUGUAACUGUAAUACUAUUCAUGAGAAUUAAACAUUUUUUAAAUAAAGAUUUCUUCAAAGUGCAA